UUGAUCUGGAAAUUUUAUGUGUCGCUCGGCUGAUGACGUGAAGCUCAUCCACUGCGUGUUUCUAUACCUAAAUCCCGAAUGACAUGCGAAGUUAUCCGGAGCUGAGAAGAUGACUGCGAUUGAAACUGACACCCCAAGCAAUAAAGUCAAAGAAGAUGAGAGUACUGAUUUGAGAAAAGACCGUGAAAAAAAGAAACGGUCACGAGUAAAGCAGUUGCUUGCUGACAUUGCUAAGCAAGUGGAUUUCUGGUUUGGUGAUGUCAAUCUGCACAAGGAUCGAUUUCUGAGGGAACAGAUUGAGAAGACCAGAGAUGGCUACAUUGAUAUAUCACUGCUGGCCUCAUUUAACAAGAUGAAAAAAAUAACAACAGACUCAAAGCUAAUAGCAAGAGCAGUAAAGAAUUCAUCUGUUGUGGAGAUAAAUUUGAGCGGUACAAAAAUAAGGAGACGUUUUCCUCUUGGAGAGAAACCACAAGAUGUGGACAGUCGCACAGUGUAUGUGGAGCUGUUACCUAAAAAUGUUACCCACAGCUGGAUUGAGCGGGUGUUUGGUAAAUAUGGCAUGGUAGUCUAUGUUAGCAUCCCACGAUACAAAUCGACAGGAGAUCCUAAAGGAUUCGCAUUUAUAGAGUUUGAAACUCAAGAGCAAGCGGCUAAAGCAAUAGAGGUUUUAAAUAAUCCACCUGAAGAAGCACCAAGAAAAGCAGGGAUGUUUCCUAAAACAGUGAAAAAUAAACACCUUCCACCUGUAGAAGUAACAGAGCACAGCAUAACAGAGGGCUGUGGUACUGAAAAGAAAAAGAAGAAGAAAAAGAAAUCCAAGGCAAGAAAAGACAGUGUCGAAAAGGCAGAGGAGGAUACUAAAGAGCAAGAUAUGGACAUAAUUUCUGAAGGCGUCCCUAAGAGACGCAAGACUGUAUCUGAGAGCUCAGUACCUGAUGUACAGGAAGCUGAUAAGCAGACUGCCAAAAAGGAAAAAAAGAAAAAAGAGCGAGCAGAGAGUUUUGAUCAGUCUGAGAAAGUCAGGCAAGGCAAAAGAAAGUGUAGCAGCUCAGAGGAACAUGACUGCUCUUCUGCUAAGCAGAAGAAAAGUGAUACUAAAGACCUGCCUCAGGAUGAGAAGCCAAUGGUAACUCAAGAAGUAUUACAAGAAUGUAAAGAGCUCUCUACAGAAGAAGAAAAGGAUGCAGUGGAUAAGAAAGAAAUAUCAGUGCCAAAAGUAAAAAGGAAGCGGAAGAAGAAGCAUAAAGAGAGACACCGAGUUGGAGAAGAGGUUAUACCUCUGAGAGUACUUUCAAAGACAGAAUGGUUGGUCCUGAAGGCCGAAUAUUUAACACUGCAGCGAGCCAGCAUGGCCUCUCUUAAGAAAUCAAUGAGUGAAAUGAAUCACAUCUCUGAGGAGGAAAUGCAAACACAACCAUCCAUGCAAAGCUUUGAUAUUAAGAAUGGAAAAGUGGAGACUGUAAAGAAUGAACCACUGGGACCACAGUUUGUGUGUGGUGUUAUAGGGAAAAUCACAAGUUCAGAUCCUCUUCAGGGACGCAAAUAUGUUAAGGAUGCAUUUUCAGGAGUGUGCGAAGUGGUCUAUGUGGACAUGCUGGAAGGUGAUACAGAAUGCCAUGUACGGUUUAAAUCUCCUGAAGAUGCACAGACUGCAGUAAAAACUCGCUCUGAUUUGCAAGGCAAACACAAUUGGAAGCUACAAAUUCUCGCAGGUGACAAUGAACAACGGUAUUGGCAGAAGAUUUUGGUGGACAGGCAGGCAAAACUUAACCGGCCCCGGGAAAAGAAACGUGGCACUGAAAAGCUCAUUGCCAAAGCUGAGAAGAUGAGACUGGCUAAAACACAGGAAGCGAGCAAGCACAUAAGAUUCAGUGAUGGCUUCUGAAAAUACUGGGGUUGUACUUCCACUUGUUUUUUUUUUUUUUUGUUUUUUUUUUAUUGCUUAUGGUUGUGCUGGCACAUCUCACACACAACGUUCCUGCUGAUAAUUACAUCAGGCUCAUAAGAGCUCCAUAUUGGAUUUUCUCAUGGAGCUGUUAAUAUUGGGCCAGCUUAGUGGGGGAAAAAAACCUGAUCAUCUGCAUCCUUCCAGCUUUUGCUGACAAUUGGUCCUAACAUCACUUUUAGUACAUUAUCCAGUAUGCUCGGGACCAAGAGGAUUCCGGAUAAAGGGGUCUUCCCGUAAUUUGGAUCUCCAUACUAAAGAAAAAAUAAUUUAAACAAUAAUUAAACCCAAUAGGGUUGUUUUACACCCAAUAAGGGUUAAUUAUAUCUUAGUUGGGAUCAAGUACAAGGUACUGUCUUAUUAUUACAGAGAAAAAAGAAAUCAAUUUUAAAAAUAUGAAUUAUUUGAUUAAAAUGGAGUCUACGGGAGACAGGCUUUCCAUAAUUAGAAGCUUUCUGGAUAAUGGGUUUCCGAAUAACGAAUCCCAUACCUGUAUUCAGUUCUUGUACCCACUGGAGGGCUAUAGUUGGGGAAUCCAUAUACAGCAGAUUUCAAAUGUUUUUUCUGUUGUUGGCUUUUAGUUAUGAGACAUAAGCACAGGCUUACAUUCAAAGGGAUUCUGUCAUAAGAAUUCCAUACAACAUAUUUCAUUCAUAAGGUUUAAAAAGUGUGUUUUUCAUUUUUAAGAGAUGCAGCUUUUAUUCUUUUAUAUUUAAUGGAAAUGACACACAGGACUACUUUAGGUGCAGUAAGUUCUUUAGUAGCCUAGUAGUGAGUAAAGCAUCUUGCUUUAGCCCUAAAGUUAGCCUAAACAUUCAGUGAUUUUAUUUGCUCUAUUGUAGAUCAGUUUUCUUACAUAUGAUCUAUACUGUUGGCUUUAAAAGACUGUAAACGAUAGGGCUGUACAGGAGUCUAAAUUUCCCAGGAGGUAACUGGAGCCAUGGAUACACAAAAUAUCCUAUCAUUGUUAGAUACGUUUCACCUACAAAACCUUAUUCAUAUAAGAGGGAUGUAUUUCUUUUUUGCAUUCACAUGUUAAUGACGUGAUCCUUUGAGCCAAUGGCAAAGACAAUUAAGUUGUGCCCGCUUGCCCCUACCCUACUUGGACCCCUUAGGUGUAAAUCAGAGGCUUGGGUUUCUUUUUUCCCUACAGCUGAAUAAAGAAAAUUAUUUUAAGUUUUUUUUUGAUAAUUUUUUUGUACCUCUAUCAGAAAUUGAAUAUAUUGUACAUUUGUUAACAAUAAAGUUCCCUACAUGCUA
This is a messenger RNA of Xenopus tropicalis (tropical clawed frog), 3208 nucleotides long. It is a transcript of the gene larp7, whose product is annotated as La ribonucleoprotein domain family member 7. NCBI's taxonomy places the organism in Eukaryota, Metazoa, Chordata, Amphibia, Anura, Pipidae. The record is from RefSeq and is a predicted model, not a curated record. The transcript is spliced from 13 exons. The coding region runs from base 110 to 1888 and encodes 592 amino acids. Gene Ontology annotation, cellular component: nucleoplasm; ribonucleoprotein complex; nucleus. Gene Ontology annotation, biological process: RNA processing. Gene Ontology annotation, molecular function: nucleic acid binding; RNA binding.